This is a messenger RNA of Heteronotia binoei (common prickly gecko), 919 nucleotides long. RefSeq names its product carbonyl reductase 4 (gene CBR4). The record is from RefSeq and is a predicted model, not a curated record. Gene Ontology annotation, molecular function: oxidoreductase activity, acting on the CH-OH group of donors, NAD or NADP as acceptor; quinone binding. Gene Ontology annotation, biological process: fatty acid biosynthetic process. The transcript is spliced from 5 exons. Lineage: Eukaryota; Metazoa; Chordata; Lepidosauria; Squamata; Gekkonidae.
AGUUGUUCUUUGGCAAUGUCAAAGGUUUGUGCCAUUUUUGGAGGAUCUCGGGGAAUCGGACAGGCUGCUGCCCAGCUGCUAGCACAGAAAGGAUAAUGUAUAGCUGUUAUUGCAAGAAAUUUAGAUAUUGCUCAAGCCACUGCAAAAAACCUGGAAGCAGGUCAUCUAGCAUUUAAUUGUGAUUUUUCCAAAGAAGAAGACGUUCAAAAUACGUUUAGCCAAAUGAAAAAGAGUUUAGGUUAUGUAAACUAUCUGGUUAAUGCUGCAGGGGUCAACAGGGAUGGCUUGUUGUUGCGAACCAAGGCUGAUGAUAUAAUAUCCCAGCUUCACACCAAUCUUUUGGGAACAAUGUUGACCUGCAAAGUUGCUGUGAAGAGUAUGAUUCAACAGCAGGGUGGUGCUAUUGUUAACAUAGGAAGCAUUGUUGGGCUGAAGGGCAAUUCUGGUCAGUUGGUAUACAGUGCCAGCAAAGCUGGAUUAGUUGGAUUUUCAUGCUCUCUUGCUAAAGAAGUAGCAAGAAAGAAAAUUCGAGUCAACAUGAUUGCUCCCAGUUUCAUUCAUACGGAUAUGACAACACAUUUGAAAGAAGAUCAGUUGAAUAAAACUAUUCCUCUUGGAAGGUUUGCGGAAUCUCAAGAAAUUGCCAACGCAAUUGUAUUUCUUCUGGAGUCUCCUUACAUAACAGGACAUGUUCUGGUUGUAGAUGGAGGUUUGCAACUUAUGAUUUAAAAUUUGUAACAGCGCAGUUUUGAAUUUGGGGAGAAUAAUUCAGCCACCUGGCUAAAUGGAGGAUGAUACAAACAAGUACAAAUGGUUGGUUGUCUGGAAAACUUUAAAUUAUGUGCUUGCAUUGCUGUUUGUAUGUAGAUAACAAAAUUCUGUGCCUAUGACACCAAAUGAAAAACGUGACUCCUGUAUU